Messenger RNA from Onthophagus taurus, 1364 nucleotides. Its product is annotated as 27 kDa glycoprotein-like. The record is from RefSeq and is a predicted model, not a curated record. NCBI's taxonomy places the organism in Eukaryota, Metazoa, Arthropoda, Insecta, Coleoptera, Scarabaeidae.
UGAAUAUUAGAAAAUAUACGUUACAUCUCAAAGCAAAAGAAUUUAACUAAGUUCAAAUUAAAAUUAUUUCGUUAUAUAUCACCUCUGUAAAUGUUAUCAUCUGUAAUUAAUUAUGUCUGGAUGUUUUAUUUUAUAACAAUGCGUUUUAUGGCGGUUUCUCGUGAUUUGUUAAAGAAUGUAGAUUUCCAGUACUAAAAUAAAUACGAAAUAGUGAAAAUAAGCUAUUUUUAAACGCGGUUACUAUCCUACAAAUCAAUAUAUUAUGUAAUUAAUUAUUUAAUCAAAUUUAAAAAGAUAGAAUGAGUCGUAACAAAUUUUCUAAUUAAACGUGAAUUUAAAGUCUUAAAUUAGAAACGUUUCAAUCACAUGACCCAUUAACCAAUUAAAGAGAUUAUUAAUCUUCGACCUACACCACUCCAGAAAAAAAGAAAAUGACCACAUUCUUGUUUUUAUAUUUUUGGGUUGACUUCAUAUUCUUCCUCGACUUCGGGCAGUAAAGAUAUAAUGGGUGACUACAACACGAAAAAGAUUGUUUUUGUUAUUCUUUCAGCUUUAAUAACUAUUCAAUUAGUAACUUGUAAAGCCACCCCUUUAUCUGAAGACCUCCUGGAAGUGAAUAACAAUCAAGAUCAGGAACAAGCUCAAUUUUCAGAACAACAAAAGAGAUUUAAAGAAAAAUGUGUUAGAGCAUACGGAAAUGAGGAUGCUUUCUCCGACAUGCAAGAAGUGAGACUUUAUCUCUCCGAAUGCGUAUCAGAUAUCUUUUACAACGCUUCCGUUCUUGGAAACGAACUUAUUACGGCCUACGAAAAUGGAUCGUUAAAACAAGUUUUAAUGAAAUAUUGCGACAUGAAAGAAGAUUUUGUCCGGUGUUUUUCGCCGUUCAUGAAAAAUUUAGAGAAAUGUAUGGAAAAUGAAGAUGAAAUAAAAUUCGUUCGAGUCGGUAUGAGGUUCAUAAAAUCUGUUACCGGUCAUGUUUGUUAUCAUAACGGUCAAAGAACUAGAGAUUUAAUUGAAAACGGGGGCUUUCAAUGUAUUGAUGAAAAAACCACCGAUGUUUUGGGUUGUUUUCAUUCCACGAAAAGUUUAAAAACCAUGUUCCAAUCCGUUUACGAUAACGCUUUUGUAUUCGAAGAGCAAAAAUGCAUGGAUGUUAUAAAUUACGAAAAAUGCGUCAUUGAUAAGUUAAAGGAUUGUAAUUCAACAUCAGCGAUUGAUUUCCAUAAUAAUUUAUUUAAAGCCAUUAAAAGAGUUUUACCAUGUGAUUUUUCAAAAUCAUCUAAUUUGAUGUAAAUUUCUUUUCUUGCUUUUCUUAUUCUUUUCAUUUGGUUGCAAUUAGUAUUAAAGUUGUGUUAUUGAUUCCA